CCCCCCAGGCCCCGGCCAGCGGAAUGAAAGUCCCGAGCCACGCUCUGGGUCGCAGCGUUGUAGUGGAAGGACCCGUGGAAACCUCCGAUCCGUUCUCAGUCAGUAAAUUCGGGAUUCCUGUAGGCAAUGGAGACUGAUCUCAGUUCCCAGGAGAGAAAGGACCUGGACAAGUUCAUUAAAUUUUUUGCCCUCAAGACGGUGCAAGUGAUUGUCCAGGCUCGACUUGGUGAGAAGAUUUGUACUCGUUCAUCUUCAUCUCCAACUGGAUCCGAUUGGUUCAAUUUAGCAAUCAAAGACAUCCCAGAGGUUACACAUGAAGCCAAGAAGGCACUGGCAGGGCAGCUACCUGCUGUCGGAAGGUCUAUGUGUGUGGAGAUCUCACUCAAGACUUCUGAGGGUGACUCCAUGGAGUUAGAAAUUUGGUGUCUUGAAAUGAAUGAAAAGUGUGAUAAAGAGAUCAAAGUUUCCUACACGGUGUACAACAGACUCUCACUGUUGCUGAAGUCUCUCCUGGCCAUAACCAGAGUGACUCCGGCCUAUAGACUCUCCAGGAAACAAGGGCACGAAUAUGUCAUACUGUACAGAAUAUAUUUCGGGGAAGUUCAGCUAAAUGGUUUAGGAGAAGGUUUCCAGACAGUUCGUGUUGGGACAGUGGGGACCCCUGUGGGGACCAUCACUCUUUCUUGUGCUUACAGAAUUAACUUGGCGUUCAUGUCCACCAGGCAGUUUGAGAGGACACCGCCUAUCAUGGGGAUUAUCAUCGACCAUUUUGUGGACCGUCCCUAUCCGAGCUCCUCGCACCCCUGCAAUUACAGAGCUGCUGGCGAGGAUGCCGGAGUGACCUACCCUUCUGUGGAAGAUUCUCAAGAAGUGUGCACCACCUCUUUUUCCACCUCCCCUCCUUCCCAGUGUGUGUUUACUGUCACAAAGGCACAUUUUCAGAGUCCUACUCCUGUGGUGACGGACACCCUGAGGGUCCCCAUGGCAGGACUGGCCUUUCCCCACCAACUCUCAAGCUCUCGCCUUUCCUAUCAGCCUGCUGCCCUGGGCGUUGGAUCAGCUGACCUGGCUUAUCCAGUAGUGUUUGCUGCUGGCCUAAAUGCCACUCACCCUCACCAGCUGAUGGUUCCCGGGAAGGAAGGUGGGAUUCCUCUUGCUCCCAACCAGCCUGCCCACGGUGCCCAGGCUGAUCAGGAGAGAUUGGCAACCUACACCCCUUCCGACGGGGUCCACGGAACCGCCACGCCAUCCAGCAGUGAGGACACUGAAACUGUAUCAAACAGCAGUGAGGGACGGGCCUCUCCCCAUGAUGUCUUGGAGACCAUCUUUGUCCGAAAAGUUGGCGCUUUUGUCAACAAACCCAUCAACCAGGUUACCCUGACCAGUUUGGACAUACCCUUUGCCAUGUUCGCUCCGAAGAAUUUAGAGUUGGAAGACGCCGACCCUAUGGUGAACCCUCCUGAGUCCCCCAGCGCUGCGUCCCCUCUUCAGGGCAGUCUUCACUCGGACGGAUCCAGCGGUGGUAGUGGUGGGAACGCGCAAGACGACUUUGUCAUGGUUGACUUUAAACCGGCAUUUUCUAAAGACGAUAUUCUUCCGAUGGACUUGGGGACCUUCUACCGUGAAUUUCAGAACCCCCCUCAGCUGAGCAGCCUCUCCAUUGAUAUCGGGGCACAGUCCAUGGCCGAGGACUUGGACUCACUCCCGGAGAAGCUGGCUGUGCACGAGAAGAAUGUUCGAGAAUUUGAUGCCUUUGUAGAAACCCUGCAGUAAAGUUGUAUCAAGUCCCAGCAGUACUCCCUUCUUGCCAUCCCACGAGGCCAGGAGCCUCCUUACCACUGUCAGCUGCUCCCUGUCUUGCCCCACAUCAAGUGGAGGAGAGGCUGGGUGGCCCCCUGGAGACGCUGAGGCUCCAUUCGAGCUUUUGGGAGGGCUGACUCCUCCUCCAGCCACUUAAGGACCCUCAGCAGGGCCAUCCGCUUCCACUGCUGUCACCAACUGCUUCCCGAAACCAUUCCUCCUGCUGCCAGCCUGCCACCCGGGACCUAUCCUGCAGCUGCCCCCACAUCUACCACUCCCUGCAAACCCUUUGACAUUGCCAACUGGUGGCCCUGAGCUGAUGUGGGGCAGAAAGAAGAAAGGCACCAUCCUGGCUCUUUGUCCUCUCCCUUCGUUCUAGAAUCUUCCCUCUCUCCCUGGCCCCUGUGCCUGCACCUUGGGCAAUAUGACAGGCCUCCUGCCCAACCGAUUUGGUGAGAACCCCACCGCAAAGAGUUCUGAGCAGCCCUGGCGGCUGCCUGUGCUCAGCUUCUUCGCUCCCAGAGACAGUCCCCGCCUCUCCUCCCUCCCCUGUCACUGCUCCUUAUCCCAGAACAUGCAAAUAUUUAUUACCUUCAGAGGAUCAGAUAUUUUAUAGAGGAAAUACUUUUGGAGGCUAGAGGUGUUCACGGGGGAAGGUAGAGGGUCAUUCCCCGGGCAGGGCCUCACAAAGAGGCUCCUCAGACUCCGGGUGCUGCUCUCAGGUUCUUCCUCCGUGAGCUAGCAGGCUUUGCCUGAAUAUAGUACUGGCCAUGGGCAGCAGAACCUCCAGACAUGCUGCAUUUGAACUGACGACAGGCUUCUCCUGGAACAUACAAAACACACCACAGACUUGUUCCUGGUAAGAGCUUAGAAUCUGGCUCCGGCUUCCACACACUAACCAUCCAUUUCAGCAGCCUGGGGAGUCCUGGGUGCUAAAUGCAUUGAUGAUCCAGAGUCGUGCUAUGUAGCAUGCGUGAGAUCAGACAGGGCCCCUCUCUGUGCCACUUGUUCCUGUUUCUAGGGUUGGGUCAUGGCUUAUUUCCUCCUGCAUCUGGGCCUGGUUGCCAGAGUUGACUUGCUUCCUUGUAGAGUAAGCAGAGCAAGUCAAGUGCCUCACCUCCUGACUGUUUCUCCCAUCUACCGCCUCCCCAGUCUUCUUUGGAUUUACUCAGCAUGGCAGCUGUUCUGCAGUGGAGCACGCGUUCCUAUUGCUGGCCAGCUGCCUGUGACCCUUUGGCUGUCACGAAAAAAUGUGCCACGUCCAACUGUGGCCUCCAAACCUGUGCCUAAAGGCUUGGGUACAUUGCUGAGGGUUGCCUCCCACUCCCCUCCCAAUAUCAGAUGCUGCCGAGGCCUUGCAUGGAAAAGUCCAGCAUAGUUCUCUGGCUCGUGGUCAUGGUCUGUAGGACACAGCCUUCAGGACCCCAUCACCGAAAGGCCAGGGCAUGGGCCCCAUGAGUUGGUCCCAUUGUUGGGGCUGGUCGUGUUCCCCAGGCCCACUCUGGCCUGACCUCGCACCUUCCCUGGGACAGGCCUGGCUCGGUCACCUGUGCCCAGAUGAGAGCCCUCUUGCUCCUCCAGCCCGCCAUGUUGGAAAGAUUGAGCUAUAAUUUAAGAUGUAUUCGAGAUUUCCAAUAAAUUUUUUCUGUACUUUC
This is a messenger RNA of Suncus etruscus (white-toothed pygmy shrew), 3455 nucleotides long. RefSeq names its product autophagy related 13 (gene ATG13). The record is from RefSeq and is a predicted model, not a curated record. Gene Ontology annotation, biological process: mitophagy; protein localization to phagophore assembly site; piecemeal microautophagy of the nucleus. Lineage: Eukaryota; Metazoa; Chordata; Mammalia; Eulipotyphla; Soricidae. The coding region runs from base 127 to 1773 and encodes 548 amino acids. The transcript is spliced from 19 exons. Gene Ontology annotation, cellular component: extrinsic component of membrane; phagophore assembly site; Atg1/ULK1 kinase complex.